AUGAAACUUGAUAAUAGUGAGCAUCAACAUCAUUUGCAUGGAUAAAGUUGUAAACACUAGAAUGAUAAUACUGACAAAAACUUUUCUCAUUUAAGCACUACUAGAUAAGAAAAAUAAAGAAUAAAUUACGCAUCAUCAAAAGAUUAAGCUUAAUACAGAUAAUAACACGUCGACUCUGAAGUUAAUGAUUUAAAUUUUAAACCUGUAAAAGACAUGUCUAACAAGGAAUCCGAAAAUGCCACAAGACAACUUGAUAUCAAUACUGAGUUCGAAAAUGAUGCAAUAACUUAGGCUAAGAAGAACAUUGAGAUAACUAAAGGAAUUAUGGAAGGUAAAUUGAAAACUGGAGUUUAUAGGGGUGAGCAUGGCUACAUGAAUCUGUUCAAUCAAACUGAAGAGGAUCUAAAACAUAAAGUAUUUACUGGAACAUUAGGCCCCAUUCGUGCUCCAACAUUUAUAAGAAAUACUACUAGAGUAGAUUAUAACCCAGAGCUAUGUAAGGAUUACUUUGAAACAGGUAAAUGUGGAUUUGGAGAUUCAUGUAUAUUUAUCCAUGAUAGAAGUGAUUACAAGCCAGGAUGGUUAUUAGACUAAGAAUUUGAUAAGGAAUAAAGGAAAAGAUAGGCUUAAUUGAUGGGUUAAGAUGUUAGUGAUGAAGAAGAGAAUUAUGAGAUUCCUUCAGAAAACUCUUAAGGAGAAUUAGACGAUGAUGGUCUGCCUAUACAGUGUAGAAUAUGUGAAUAAGUAUUUAGAAGUCCAAUAGUAACAAUAUGUAAUCACUACUUCUGCGAAAGAUGUGCCUUAGAUAACUAUAUGAAAUCAUCGGAUUGCUUUAACUGCGGAAAGCCUACAAAUGGGAUUUUCAACGAGGCUCCUAAACUGCUGAAAAAAUCAAAUAAGCUUUUGAAAACGAUCGAAUAAUAAGAUGAUGGAGAAGAAAGCCACGAUAUAUAAGAAGGUAUUGAUGAAAAUUAAAGCGAUGAAGAGAACACUACAGUAUCGAGAUUAAAGCAGAAUAGUAAAAAAGUGGAUGAGAGUAGUGAUUCUAAUGAAUAGGGAGUAAUUAGUAAAGAGGACAAGGAAGUUUUCAAGCAAUAUAAAAAAUAGUUUGUAGAUAUAGACAAGAAGAAAUAUACAUCUCAAACUGGUUGGUUCAUUCCUUGA
Molecule: messenger RNA, 1164 nt
Organism: Stylonychia lemnae
Lineage: Eukaryota; Ciliophora; Spirotrichea; Sporadotrichida; Oxytrichidae
Source: the annotation of a GenBank genome assembly